GGCGUGGUCAGCACAUGUAUCAUCAGCGGCGAGAGCCAAUUUAACAAUCUCACCCUCAUCUGCCCGGAAUACAUCAAACUUUUAGGAGAGACGCCCGGAAAGUGUCUCUUUGCAUCAGUCCUCCUCUUCAUCACAUCAUAAAGAACACUCGCCGAAUCACAGCACCUCCCUCGAUCUUCAUCUUCAUCAUCAUGUCUGGGAAGUCAGACGGUGCACAGAAGAAGUGGGUGGCUAUGCAAGGUCGAAUGGGCACGUCUCAUGACUCGGACGGCUCACAGGAGGCCAACCUGGAGAACGCAGAUGCCGAGCUGUGCAUCCGUCUGCUGCAGGUGCCCACCGUGGUCAACUACUCGGGCCUGAAGAAGCAGCUGAUGAAGAGCGACCAGGCCUGGAUGGUCCAGUUCCUGGAGCUCUCUGGCCUCGACCUGCUGCUGGAGGCCCUGGCCCGUCUGUCGGGACGCGGCUGCUCUCGCAUCGCGGACGCUCUGCUGCAGCUGACGUGUGUGAGCUGUGUGAGAGCUGUGAUGAACUCAUCCGCUGGGAUUCACUUCAUCGUGGAUAAUGAGGGAUACGUGCGCAAGCUGUCGCAGGCUUUGGACACUUCUAACACCAUGGUGAAGAAGCAGGUGUUUGAGCUGCUGGCAGCCCUCAGCAUGUUCUCCUCUGAGGGUCACAGACGUGCUUUAGACGCUCUUGACUAUUACAAGUCUGUGAAGACGCAGCAGUAUCGAUUCAGUGUGAUUAUGAAUGAACUCCAAUCCACUGAUAAUGUGCCUUACCUGGUGACCCUUCUGAGCGUCAUAAAUGCCCUGAUCUUCAGCGCCGACGACCUGCGCCAGAGAGACAAGAUGCGCAAGGAGUUCAUUGGAUUACAGCUGCUUCGCCUGCUGCCGAAGUUAAGGUGA
Molecule: messenger RNA, 905 nt
Organism: Carassius carassius (crucian carp)
Lineage: Eukaryota; Metazoa; Chordata; Actinopteri; Cypriniformes; Cyprinidae
Gene: inf2
Product: inverted formin 2
Exons: 5
Coding region: 192-905 (237 amino acids)
Biological process (GO): actin cytoskeleton organization
Molecular function (GO): actin binding; small GTPase binding
Source: RefSeq, a predicted model, not a curated record